UCUCUUUUUCAAUCGGGGGGAACCUAUGACGACUUGGUGGAUAGUUAGCGAUGACUCAAAUAAUGAAGCUUCGGAGAAGAGAAGAGAAGAGAAAAGCAAAAAUGAAAGCAUAAUCGGCGUACCCCGCCACAGAGCUUCUUCAUCCUCGUUGCGCCUUUCAACAAAUUUCGCGAAGCGUUCGCCUAACAUAUACCAAUAUUUCUGUUUCCGGACUGGCUCAAUCUCUGCGCCACGGGGCUGCGAGAUUUGAAUAUGGUCCAGUCCUUGCAAUCUUCGCAAGGAAACAAGACUUCCUCUCCAUGUCCCUUGCACAAUCUUGCAGCUCCAAAGCCCCAGGUUGGUAAGAUGGACCGAAUGCUCUCCUAUCAUCCUCAUCUCGUUCUCGGUGACCUAGUGAGAACUCUUUAUGGUCAAGUCCUGUGUCCGUUAAGAAUUCAAGAGACAUGUCUUUCAGCAGAGGACCACUAAAUAGGGUUGAAGUGAAUUUCUGGAGCGGUAUAUACAGCGGCGGCUUCUCCCUGGAGUAAAUCAAAUUAGUGAUCUCCAAACUGACUGAUUGAGCUGAAGACACAAAUUCCCGAAUCGAAAAGGCCUGUGAUUCUAAAAUAUCCGUAGAUCUCAACCGAACGAUGUUGAGGGAGAAUGAUCGGGGUCGUAUGGAAGUGUACGACAGCAAGGACAGUGUGUUCCAGAUGGUUCCGCCAGGUAUGUCCUCUUUUAUCCCAAUCGACCGAGGUUCUGUAUAGUGCUCUGAAAUAUCGUUCAUAAAAUCUUCAAAGCUGUGGAUACCCUCCCUGGGAUAACGGCGCCGCGACACCUCCAUACGGCCUGUGAGACGAAGAGAAUCGAGUCGAGGUAAUCUUCCCACCAACUCGACGAUUCUUGCGUUCAUUCGCCGCAAUUCGUCUGGAUGGCCCUCUAACCUAUCCUGUUUCUUGUACCGAGCUGCGUACUUCACUCACGAGUUCAAAGCUAUCUCUUCGACUGGAGACAAUUCUACUUUGUUGGCACGUAGUCUAUCCACGGUAGCAGCCGCCGAGGGUAUGGCAUCCGCCCUUUCCGCUGUAUUAGCCUCAGGAUCUGCAUUUGGAUCGACCAAAGACAUGAUUUUUUCAUCCAGUGAUUCGAUGGUGUUCUUCUUUAGAUCUUCUUCCAUAUCAAAAAAAUCCUGAAAUUCGGAUUUUCCUCCAGCACUCUCAGGCUCCCUUUCUCUUUCCCUUUGCCUCAAAUCCUCGGUCUGAUUUGAUGACUGAACCUGUGCAAGGAUUAAAUAAAACAUCAAUGAUUCUUGGUAAGGAACCUCGGGGUACGAGAGGCAGAUGGUCAGGUUCUUGACGUGGCGACAAAACGCCGGGUGCGCUACAACGUUUGCCAAACGAUCAAUGGAGUCGUGGUGGAAGUCGACAACGAUGCUCGGUAUAAGGUAGCGUAUGCUCGCAUCAUUAAGAUGCUUGCAAACUAAACGAAUGCUUUUGAUAUCUUCUGUGGAAUCCUUUAAGUGGUCGAAGCAUGCUAAUAGUAGCUCCGUAGGAAACCCCUGUAUGAUGUGUAUCAUAGUGAUGAUUCAAAGCGAAAGCCAAGCGAAUCAAUCAGCAUACAUAGAGCAAGUGCCGCUGUCGCUGUUUUAAUAGGUAGGUGUAAUGCCUUAAUCGCCUCGACGAUUCCCAUGGGAUUUCUAACUGUGUCUAGUCAUGUGCGAAGCCCUCUUGAGCGUAGCCGAGAUCUAUUUAUAGUAAUAGGAGGGGUCGACCGACGAGCAAGAGCACUCUACCUAGUCAACUCAUGACAAAGCAUAUCCAGUCAACGCCUGGUGAAUAAACAGCAACAACAAUGUCGAGAGCUCAAAAUGCAGAAUUCACGGUCAACUUCCCACCCGAUCGGCCAAAGAUCACCCAGCCUUCUGUGAUUUUAUAUGGUGCCAUCGAAAGCUCGCCCACGGAGAACUGGGCGACCUCCCUGACAAAAUCGCUUUCUCAUCUCGCUGUCACAGUGAUCAAUCCACGCUGCGAUGCUUGGGAUUCUACCUGGGACGAAGACAUCAACUGCGCUCCCUUCAAGAAGCAAGUCGACUGGGAAAUUGAUCACGCCGAUGUCGCAGAUCUGAUUGUGUUCUAUUUCAAGCCGGGUACACCUUGCCCUAUAACUUUGUUGGAAUUGGGCAUGCAUGCCGCCAGGUUCCCGCAGAAGUGCAUCGUUUGCUGCCCGAAAGGCUUUUACAAACGUGGGAACGUGGAGAUUGUGAGCAGGAGAUUGGAGGUGCUGAGUUUUGUCGAAGAUCUGGAAGGACUGGAGAUGGUAGUUCAGGAUAAACUGGGUCAGCUGUUGGCUUAA
This is a messenger RNA of Periconia digitata, 2331 nucleotides long. The record is from the annotation of a GenBank genome assembly. Lineage: Eukaryota; Fungi; Ascomycota; Dothideomycetes; Pleosporales; Periconiaceae.